This is a messenger RNA of Nezara viridula (southern green stink bug), 1008 nucleotides long. The record is from the annotation of a GenBank genome assembly. Lineage: Eukaryota; Metazoa; Arthropoda; Insecta; Hemiptera; Pentatomidae.
AUGUUUAUAGAGCUGCCGUGCAAGAAGCUCCUCACAGUCGAUAUGGCUCUUCUCAAGAACGGAAUCCCCAAGUUAUUUUGGGUAGUGGUCCUCGCUUUCGAGGUUGUUCAAUCAACAGAUUCAGACACUGUCCAACCAGCUGAAGAAGAGGUAGUGAUAUGUGAAAACUCUCAUGAAAAUAUUCAGUGCGAAUAUGGAACAAUAAAAAUAAGGAAUGCUUAUUAUGGGAGGACAGACAAACAUACCUGCCCACACGCCCAAAUGUAUGAUACCAACUGCAAGGGAACCAACGCCCUAGAUGUCCUCCGAAAAAAAUGUGACAAUAAUGACAAAUGUCAUCUGGAAGCCUCAAACAAUUGGUUUGGUGAUCCUUGCCCAAAUACCUAUAAGUAUCUGAGAUUUGACUUCACAUGUGGCAAAGAUCAACCUACCCAUGUAGAACACAUUUGUGAAUCUCAAUCAAAGAAAAUUAGAUGUCCAGAAGGAACGCUUAUCAAGAUUAAAAAUGCUUCUUAUGGUCGAACAGAUAAAAAUAUAUGCCCCAAUCAAAAUAUUAAAACUACUAAUUGCAGAGCGGAAAACUCUUUAUCCAUAGUCAAUAAAAAAUGUGAGAAUAAGAAUGAAUGUCAUUUAGAGGCAAGUAACAAUUGGUUUAAAGACCCAUGUGAAGGAACUCAUAAAUACCUUUCAGUAGAAUACCAAUGUGUACAAGACUCAAUCCACAAAUCACGAACAAUAACUAUUUGUGAAAAUAACACUCAGAAGAUAACAUGCCCAAGAGGUACCAGCUUAAUUAUAGAAGAUGCAUUUUAUGGAAGAACUGAUAAAAGCAUAUGCCCUCAUCAACAAAUAUAUGAUACUCAAUGCAAAGCUGGCAAUGCAUUCCAAGUCGUGAAUAACAAAUGCACGCAUAAGACUGAAUGUGAAUUGCAAUCAGUUAAUACAUGGUUUGGAGAUCCUUGUCAAGGAACUUAUAAAUAUCUCCAAGUUAAAUACAAAUGUGAUUAA